This is a messenger RNA of Siniperca chuatsi (mandarin fish), 6375 nucleotides long. RefSeq names its product SH3-domain GRB2-like 3a (gene sh3gl3a). Gene Ontology annotation, molecular function: protein binding. The coding region runs from base 400 to 1416 and encodes 338 amino acids. Gene Ontology annotation, cellular component: presynapse; glutamatergic synapse; cytoplasm. The record is from RefSeq and is a predicted model, not a curated record. The transcript is spliced from 11 exons. Gene Ontology annotation, biological process: endocytosis; synaptic vesicle uncoating. Lineage: Eukaryota; Metazoa; Chordata; Actinopteri; Centrarchiformes; Sinipercidae.
CUUUGCUGUCUGAGCUAGUUGACACAGCUCAGGUCCUGCUGCAAUCUUGAACGGUGGUGACUGAUGAGUGCAGUGUUGUGGAGUCGGCUGGCUCUUUCUUUAACGUAUAUUUUACCAGUUUUAUUCAGUGUUUUACGGAACAUUUUCUCCGGUGAAGCGUUACACGUUUGUCGAAGAUGUCUGUGGCCGGGCUGAAGAAACAGUUCCACAAAGCCAGUCAGAAACGCUCUCCGCCUCGGCUCCAGGUUAUCCAUCCCCACGGUGGCAAAGAGAGGAUGCGCUGGGGCUUCCAUCCCAGUGGACGAUGUGGUGAACGGACUCACAGAUGAGCAGAUACAGCUACUCAGUGAAAAGAUCAGUGGAGCAGAGGGGACAAAGCUGGAUGAAGACUUCACGGAGAUGGAGAGGAAAAUUGAGGUGACCAACAAGUCAGUGUUUGAUCUCUUGUCCAAAACAACAGAAUACCUCCAGCCUAACCCAGCCUCUCGAGCCAAACUGAACAUGCUGAACACAGUGUCUAAGAUCCGAGGGCAGGUUAAGACCACUGGCUACCCUCAGACCGAAGGCCUGCUGGGAGACUGCAUGCUUCGCAACGGCCAUGAACUGGGAGAGGAGUCUGUUUUUGGCUGUGCUCUGGUGGAAAUGGGUGAGGCCAUGAGGCAGAUGGCAGAUGUGAAGGACUCCCUCGAUAUAAACGUCAAACAAAACUUUAUUGACCCCCUGCAGAAUCUACAGGACAAGGACCUCAAAGAGAUCAUGCACCACCUGAAGAAGCUGGAGGGGCGCAGGUUAGACUUUGACUAUAAGAAGAAGCGUCAGGGGAAGAUCCCAGACGAGGAGAUCCGGCAAGCUGUGGAGAAGUUCGAGGAGAGCAAAGAGCUGGCCGAGAGGAGCAUGUUCAACUUCCUUGAGAAUGACGUGGAGCAGGUGAGCCAGCUGUCAGCACUGACUGAGGCGGCAAUAGAGUACCACCAACAGUCGUGUGAAAUCCUGGAGGAGCUUAGCAGAAAGCUGCAGAAUAGGAUAUCCACAGCCAGCACCCGGCCCAAGAGAGAAUUCAAGCCAAAGUCCAUCAGGAGCAGCAUCGAGACCCUGGACAACAGUCAGCACAAUGGCCUGUCCUACAGCUCCUCGCUCAAAUCCACUGCUGAUCAUAUAACCUCCGUACCACUGUCAUGGCCUGAGAGCCCCACUACCAAUGGCAAUAUUCACCAGUCGGAGGUGAUGGACCAGCCAUGCUGUCGCUCCCUCUAUGACUUUGAGCCAGAGAACGAGGGCGAGCUGGGCUUCAAGGAGGGUGACAUCAUCAUCCUCACCAACCAGAUAGACGAGAACUGGUAUGAAGGCAUGAUCAACCGCGAGUCUGGCUUUUUCCCCAUCAACUACGUGGAGGUCAUUGUCCCCCUGCCUCAGUGAAGACCGACACCUUCUAAAGACUCCCUCCUGCCUCACCACACUCAGCCUCUGUCCUCAGCUCGACUCGGGCCUGAAAAAGCACAGGGCCAAAAACAGCCUGAAGCUGAAAAAUGUCUGUCUUCUGAUUUUAAAAACAAGCCAGAGAGGUAGUAGUUUUAUCCCAAGCUGACUUAAGAUCAAAUAUGGCUGAUAACAUUGUUUUCUCUGUUGAUAUUUAUGAACCUGAAGCCAACUGAAACCCAAGCCAUUAAGUGGGACACUCUGCCUGGUUGGACCUUUUGUGUCCUUUGGGUCUGACUGAGGUGAAAAUGUCUAGCAGCCAUCAAACUCUGUAAUCCAUACUGUCAGUCCUUCAGAUGAUCCUGCUCCCUGUUAAUGCUGAUCAAAGUUUAUGACGUUGAGCUGCCCCCUCACUACAAACUGAGGCUCCUUAACUUUGCUUGAGGUGCAAAAUUGGACACCAUGACUGCAAUUUUUACUACAAACAAAUUAUAUGCUUUUAUUUGAAUCAUAGUCACAUUAGGAACAUUAUAUACAUUUCAGGAUAUUUUCAAUCCCAUUAGGUUGUCAUAUAGUCACUCCAAAAAAAUGAUAGAGGCUUUGUGCUUGCAUCACAAAUCCCCUCAUAGCGAUGACUUGAAUUGUUAUGGACCUCUCACAUCAUGCUGACCAUAUACUAGCUAGCUAAGAAGUAGAAUUAGCCAUAGUAUCUAGCCAUGCAGAUACUUUUGGUUUUAUUUGCCCAAGUUUUGAGAUAUUUGUCUCAGAGGUUUAUGGCUCCACCCCAAUACUACAGUGGGGGUGUAUGGAAUUUCAUUGUUGUGCUUGCAGGAUUGAACAAAGACAAUUAAAAGAAAUUAAAAAAUUCAAGAGCUGGCCAAGAAAAUAGGAAUUGUUUUAAUUUGGGUGAACUGACCCUUUUAAAAAGGAGAUGAAGGUGAGUGACUUGGUGAGUUGUUGGCCAGCCUGUAUGUUUAAGAAAAACUCCCACAUUAUCUCAGCCACUGUUGCCCUUGAAGACCUUCAAUAUGGCCGCCACAGUCGUGUCUUCCACUGAUUUUGUGUUUCAUAUUUGAAAAGCAUUUUAUAUUCUGUGAUUUUAUCCAAACACAAGCCUUAUUUUUCUUAUUGUUUAUGAUGCCUUGCAAGGCCUUCAAGUGAAGUCUUGCCAAAGUUCAAAGGUAAUUCCAGUUUAUUACAGCCUUGUUCUUGUUUUUGUCAUCAUUUCUAUCAGUAAUAAAAUAAUGUGUUCAUCAAGUUAAUUGCUGAGAUUGGGAACAUGGUGUCAUAGGACAAGAAGUCACAGGUCAAGAAACACUAGCAGUCAGACAAUUAGACAGGUUGUAAAGCUGCACUAACCAAUGUUUUCAUAUCAACAAUGAGUCAGAUGACUACUUGUGAUAGGUGUCGCUUGUUGUGAUGAACAAGCAGAGAAUUAUCACCAAUUACUAUCUGCAGUUCCGCUCAGCUCUAGAAGGCGUUGAGUUCACUGUUUUGUUUCAGUCCCUCUGCUCUCAUCAACUUGUUUCCAGCAGCAGCAGACAGCUAUUUUCAGUGGUAAAGCUCUGAUAACUACCUGUACACUACCUGCUCAGCACCAAACAGCAGACAGACAAAGUUAGAGACUAGCUGGUGAACACAGUGGAACAUUUAGCAGCUGAAGAGCCAGAUAUUUUUUUGCAGGAGUUGGUGGAGACCAAAAUAGAGCUAAAAGGAGAGUGAAUAUCAGGUGGCCAGAAACAUGGCUCCAAAUAAAUGCUAGUACAUUGCUCAGUUUCUGCUGGAUGUGUAAAUAGGCAACUGUUUGCUAACACUUUAUAAGGCCAUAAUAUGUCACAAUACAUGUGUGAUGUUCAGCUUGUUGUGGAGUUCUGCCCCAAGUGGCCAAAUAAAAAGUGAUUCAUGCUGCUUUAAACAAAUCCCCAGGUUAGACAAACUUAUUUGGAAGAGAAAAUGAAAGUGAAAGUUUUGCUGUGCAAUUAAGGAUUAUUCGCAACAUUUCAGGGGUGCUCACUUUCGGUUUUACCCCCAAAAAUGUUGUUUAGAUAAUCUAGACAAACUGUCAGCUUGUUUACAAUCUGAUCGUCUGCCUGCUCGUGUUCUUACCCUGUUGCAGCAAUGUUGCUAUGUUCUCAGAUUACUCUGAUGAGUAAAUCUUAUCAGAACUGAUAGAAAUGAUGGCUAUAAAAAUAACACCCAAGUUGUUAAAAAACAGAAUUAACGUUAAAAAUGUGAAAUGAAACAUUUGAUCAUGAUGAUCAAAUGUUUCAUUUGGGCACAGUUCCUGCCCACACAAACCUUCCAUUGCUAUUUAUUUUAGACAUGCUUUUAUUUUGUGAACAUUUCAAGCCACAGCUCUUGAACAGUGAUCACACCUAACACAGAGUGUCACCAGUGUUUGAAAGCCUCCCAUUCCAGUGGGAUCAUGGUAGACAGUAUGUGAUGUAUAUUACUAUUCUGUUAGACUCUACCUGUGUUCAGGUCAGCCUGUCUUGUGUUGUACUCUACCUUUCUAUUCUUGUCCCCAAACUGACUUUGCCUGUUUGCCUGCUGUGCUCUUAAGUGUUGCCCAGAACACAUAUUGUUACACCUUGUGAGGAACUGAAGUGAACUCCAUCUCUCUGAAUGUUCCUCUCUGUCUUUGUUUACAUACUCGGACUUAUUGUGACAUAAUGUAAGGAUUGUACCACCCACUCUGUGUCAGAUAGGGAUGAAUGCCUUUUCACACUGAAACCAUAUGAAAGUGCUUUUUGAAAUGUCGUCUGUAUUGCACUGAAGCUUUAGAAACAACCUACCACAUAAGUUUAUGGACAUGCACCUUUUUGUUUGUUAAUGUUUUGUUUUUUCUUUUCUUCACCAUUGCACUUUGUGUUAUUCACAACAGGUUUAGAAUCACUACCAUAUCAGAUAUAUAUGCAAAGUCAAAAUAGUAGAUACUUAGAUUUAUAUAACCAUAUAUGUUAUUUGUACUGUACUAUAAUGAAUCCACUUUCUCAAUUAUUGUAAUGUCGAUUGGAAAAAUGGUUGUAUCACAUCUUAAAUCAGACGUUUCCACGUAGAUGAUCCUAUAACCUUGUGAAUCUCAUUACUGCUCUCUUAGCUAGUGAUAAGGUGUAGGAUAAGUAAAAGUAACUGUGUGGCCGUGCUGAUAAACCUGUUCAUUUAGGAAGUCCCAUCACGGCAUGAGUUGGUAAAACACCUUGGGAGCCUCAUAAUCAGCAGUCUUCUCUCCUGACAAUUGAUGUAGCAUAUUCAGUUAAAUACCACCAGAUGAAUUCAGGAUAAUCUACAUUUCCACGGCACUAAUUCCAUCUGUACAUCAACAGAGUCAUGUCAUACUCACCACUCUGCUGCUCUCAGUUUCUCUUUUUUAACAGAAAUACUAUACUUUAUUUCACUAAUUUAUUCCAAUUGCUUCUACUUUGCAGAAAAGCUUUCCUGUUGCUCAAAGGGAAAAGAGUUGAUGUUGGGCUAUAAAAAAGUCAAUUCAUUUUCUCCAUAAACAAUGUGAGCUAGCUGACAUUUGGAACAAUUCCAAAUGUCAGCUUGGAUGGGCAAGAAAUUUAUCUAGUUGGCUAGAUGGGUUAGAAAAUAUGUUUUUUGAUAAAAAGUGAAAGGUACACGCCAGUGUACCUAAAAACGUAAGGUGAACUACAAAUCCCAUUUUGGCAAGAAACAUCCAAUCACAGAGUGAUUGAGAGCUACAGGUUACGCUUUUGAGAAAACUGAUUUUACAAUGUGCUGCUUAAAUCAAUUUACUUUUGGAUUCUGGGUCAAUUUAUGAGCAAUUCAGCAACUAUAGCGUUUUCACAACUGAAACAACGAAGCAUUUUGAAUUCGCUACACCUUUCAAUAGCAACAGUAGUCGAGCCUCAUGGGUAUUGUAGUAUUUAGACCCGUCCUGAACUGGUGGUCAUUGCAUAAACCUAGGAUUGUUACAUUAUCCAGUAACAUUGAGGAUAUUAUUUAAAGACACAUUUGAAAUGGGAAUACAGAAAAGAAACAACCAGGGGCCCCGUGGUUGUUUUUUAUAACAUCUGCUGUUCCUGGUAGGCUUUUAUUUUGAAACAUUUGGAAGGGAAGUGUUGAGUUUCAUUGAUAGUAACUUAUCACUGCUCAACAAAAUAGCAAAGCAGAAGUGAUUGAAAUUAAUUGGUGAAUGAAAACAGCAUUUCUGUUAAAUAGAGAAAGUGUUUUCAGCACAGUGGUCAGUAUGACACGACUGAUGUUGUACUACUGGAAUUCGUGCUGUGGAAAUGUACAUUAUACUGAAUUUACCACGUGAGCUAUCAGAGUACAGGUAAUUCCACCCCAACUCAAUGUGUUCCAUAAAACACUUUUUUCCCUCCUGAAGUGUGUACAUUUCCUUAGUUUUGUUUUAUCCACAAAGAGUUUCAAAUAGUGUGAACUGGGUGUUUGUCCCAAUAUGUACUCGAUGGACUAUAUUCUUAAUCUACAUUAUUUUGUUGAAUCUUUUAUCGUAUGUAGACCAACUCUACUUUAUAUACAAUAGAGAGAAAAUAAAGAAGAUAUUGGAUAUUUACUUAGCUUGCAAUUGCUUAGAUGUUCAAGAUGUUGCAUGACUUUUUUUCCCCCCCUAAAGAUUGUUAUUUUGGAUUUUGGAUAAGGGGAAGCUCUAAGCACAGGGUGCUAUCUGCAACACUGUCACAGAAAGGGAUGUCCAUUAGAAGCAUUCAGUCUCCAGAAAACAGCAGGGGAAGAUUUAAUGCAAGAUUAGCCUAUUUUAAACUAUUAUUAUUAUUUUUUGCACUUAGACCCACAGUAUGAAUGACUGACUCUUUUAGAACCAACUUCUAGGCUAAGGAAACUGGCUGUGCAGUUCUGUGUUUUAUUUUUUCAGUAGCGUAAUUUAUGCAAAAGGUGUUUUAUAGAUGUUGUAACUUAAUAUAUUGAUAAAUAUAUUGCGUAAAUAAAUGACAAGCAAAUACUGAGCCACCA